Vicia faba (fava bean) is the source of this 633-nucleotide messenger RNA. The record is from the annotation of a GenBank genome assembly. Lineage: Eukaryota; Viridiplantae; Streptophyta; Magnoliopsida; Fabales; Fabaceae.
AUGGACUUGCGGAAUGAACUAAGAGGUGGACACCAAAAUUUGCCUCAUUGUACAAUGAAUUUGGAUGACAUGACUGGUGUCAAUUCCGUGGACAACAAAUUCUUGCCAUGCUUUGUGUGUUAUGCUUCUUCUGUUGACUUGGAUUGGAGCUUGUUGGCUUUUGGUGGAAGCUACUAUUAUAGAGAAGGCACUGUUGGGGCUGGUGAGCCAUAUGCUGUUAUGGACUACGAUUGGAAAAAUUUCAGACACCCAAAAUUCCCUGCGAAUUUCCAACUUAUCCAAAAGAAGGUUCAAGAUCCAAGUUCAGACCUGUCAAAGUCCAAUAUAAUGUUCCAUCCAUUGACAGGUAAGUGCGCUCAAGUGAAGAGCAACAAUGAACUUGUAUUGGGUGAUUGUAAGAGUCAUAACCAAUGGAGUUCUGAGGGAAAUGGUUCUCCAAUAAGGUUGAUGGAUUCUGCUACUGGUCUUCACUUGGCCACCACUGAUGGGAAUGGGUCCCUUUUGUGCUUGGAAAUGGAUUCAGAUUCUUCCAAGAUAGUGACCAGAAAAUGCAUCUGCAUAGAUGAUUAUGAUUCUUCAUGUUUAGACAAUCCCCAAAGCCAAUGGUUCCAACUUAUUUCAACUAAAGUUUAA